This is a messenger RNA of Cylindrotheca closterium, 5499 nucleotides long. Lineage: Eukaryota; Bacillariophyta; Bacillariophyceae; Bacillariales; Bacillariaceae. The record is from the annotation of a GenBank genome assembly.
AUGUCCCCUGGGAACCCACCCGCUGGGUUGUCGGUCUCGCCCCACGCUUCUCCGAAUUCCAAAAACGAUUCUACUCCUUCUCGGUUGGAAACCUUGCGGGCCAAAGUCCGCGAGACUCGUCAAAAGGUGACGGAUCAAAAAUCCAAGAUACAAAACUCGAGUUUGGACAGCAUCGAUGGCAACUCUUCUUCUUCUUCAUUGCAUUCUGUGCAAACCAAGCCACUCCAUAUACAGCAAGAACAGGAAUGGAAGGAUCUCAUCAAGAGUCUCGAAGAAGACAAGGCAGCCAUGCAAAAGGAACUUGGUCUAAUCAAACAAGCUCUGGAAGCCAAGUCUUCUGAGAUUGCUCAAGAAGACCAAGCAGCCAUGUGGCAAGAGCGAUUGGAAUCCCUCGAAACAGUCAACAAAACACUGAAAGAACAGUGUGAACGUGAUGAAACGACCAAGAAAGAGCUUACUCAGCUGUGCGAGUCUCUCGAAGAACAAUUGGAGACAAAGGUUGCCAACAGUGGUGACCCGUCUGCUGAUCCAAGUCUGGCCAAAGUUUCGAAAGAUUUGCGACAGGCGCAAGCCCGAGAGUCGAUCUUGCAAGUCGAAUUGGAUUCUUUGCAGUCCAACAAUGCCAAAUUGACCAAGAGUGCCAAUGAAACCCAAGCCAUUCUCGAGAAAGAGCUCAAGGAUUCUCGUUUGCAGCAGCAGCAACUCUCGGCCAACAUGCGCGAAUUGACCAUUGUGGAAGAGAAUACACCCAUGACACAAGUGGGUGGUAGUGAUGUGACCCUCACAGAGCAAGUGCAAGAGUUGCAACAGAUUAUUGAUGCUUGGAAACAAGAGUCACCCAGACAACUUUUGGGAAGCGAAGAAAUUACGAAAUCUGACGACCGCAAACGAUUUGCCGAGUUGGGAGAUUUCGUCAUUCGCAAUCUGCAAGGCAAAGUGAGGACCCUUCAGAAAGUCGUUUCCACCCAAAUGGCCUUUCGCCGCAAACUGGAAAGCAGGGCGAAUCAGUUGCUGAAACAGGUCCAACAGCUUCGCAAGGAAAAGUCUGGGGAUAGGCUUGACCAAGAGUCCUUGCAGCGAUUAUCGAUGCAACUGGUUGGCUCCAAUACUGGAUUUGCCGCCCUGCAAGCCCAAGUCGCUGUCUUGGAGCAAGAUUUGGCCGAUGCGACUGCCGAAAAGGAAGCUCAAGCCAAGAGCGCCAACGAAAAAGGAGCCUCCUUGAAACAGGCCUUACAGCAAAACGAUAUUUUGCUCAAACAAGUGGCCCAGCUCGAAACCAAGAUUUCAGGGUUGAAAUCGGGUGAAGAUUCGGCCUCCACUCUGGAUUCGGCCAAUGAAAUGGAGCUACUGAUGGAGCUUCAAUCAGUCCGAGAUCAAAUGGAUCAAGUAGUGAAAGAAUCCAAGAAAUUGCAAGGCUUAUUCAAUGAAGAAACGAACAAGAACUCUGAUUUGACACAUCUAGUCGAAAUGCUGAAAAAGAAGGUUGAGCAACUCGAAGGCUCUGGAGCGAGCCCCGAACCCAGUUCCACUGGAAAUGGAAAUACAAGUACAAAUACGGAAGGACCAAUGGCAGUGUUGAAGAAAAUGAGGAUGCUUCAAGAGCAAACUGAUCAGCUCAUUGAUCAAGCCAUUCUCAAGAAGGGUGGCGCAGGCGAGAAAGUUACCAUCAAUCAGAAUGAACUGGACGUGGCAACUGUCUUGUCAGAACUGAAGGAUAUUCGGGACAAGGUACACAGCCACAUUGAAAUCUUGGAACGGUCCCAAGCAAAAACUGCUGCAAAGAUCAGCCAGGCUGCCCACACAUCAUCACGACAACGAAAAAGCGGUGAAAUGGAUAUUCGGAUUAUCAAUGAAAUGACGGGUCGGCAGACUGAUUUGUUUGUCAUGGUGACUCAAAACUUGACCAUGUACGAUGGGGUAUAUAAUUGCAAGGCCAUGAGAUCGUCCAAUGUUCGGAGAUGGCCGCCAGAAGUAUCACAAGCAUCCAAACAGAGGAAUAUUGAAGUUCAGUCCGUUCUGUUGGAUAGACAAGGAAAUGGUAUCAAGGUGUUCUCGGUCAAGGAGCUCAAGCUCUGCACAACACUGCUCUUCCAUUCGCUUUUAGCUGAUCCAUUCGCCAAGGUCAAGCUAAUCUUGAGAAUUCGCUAUGUCAAGGAUGAUGAUGUGGAAUCCAAGAAAAUCAAGAGCAUUCGCAUCAGCAAUAACGUGACUGGCCGGAUCAAGGACAUUCUUGUCCCGAUCUCUGAAAAGGCAAACUUGUACGACAGUGUCUACAAUCAUGACAUUGUUCGGUCUGCUAACAUUCGAAAGUGGCCAGAUCACGUGUGCAAACAUGUGGCACGAAAGACCCACUCGAUCCACUGUGCUGUCAUGUCGGGAGGCAAGGAACGGAAGACGUUUUCCAUAGAUGAACUCAAGACUAUUACUACUGACCAGCUUUUGAACCUUGCGGAAAAUCCAAUGGAUAUUAUUCAACUGGUAUUGAAGUGCAAGGGAGACGGCAAUAGUGAAAUUCCGAAACGCCAUAUCGAGGAACCAGCACUGAAAACUGAAUCGCUAAGUCUUCCAAAGCACAAGGGUUAUAUUCGAACACAAGUCAGGAAUAUUGCCACUGGCCGUUUCCAAGAACUUGUCAUUCCUGAAUCGGAUGCUUUGAGCUUGUUUGACGAAUUAUAUGAAAACGAUGCACUGCGGUUAGGGUUGAUUCGACGAUGGCCGGACCGAAUGGCGGAAAAGGUGAAGGCUGGGGUGGCCGAAAUCAAAUGCGCGCUGGCGGACACCAAUGGCACUAUGAUUCGUCCAUUCUCUCUUGAGGAUUUGAAGUCUGUGAAGACCAAUGAACUUGUUGGAAUGAUGAGUGAACGCCAAAGUGUCUAUCAUUUUUUGCUCUGGUGCGAGCAAAAGGAAGUCACAGCCACUUCCACUGCCACCAACGCAUCUCCUGUUCGCGAACGAAAUGGGACUCAGGAAGAUGAGUCCACAUCUCAACUCCGCAUUCGCAUAACCAACCAAGCGAGCGAACGGUUUAAGGAUAUCUUGGUUCCCGUCUCGCGAGAUGUAAGCAUGCAUGAUGGCGUUUUCUUCCAUGAGAUUGUGCUCGACGAAAACAUCCUCGAGUGGCCUCCAAGCGUUGAGGAAGCUGUGAAGGAGAGCACUUCAGAGAUCAAGAUGGCACUUCUGCACGAUGACAAGGAAAUUCAUUCAUUCAACGUCGAGGAACUUAAGAAUAUCAGCAUCGAGCAGUUUUUGGACUUCGUUCCAGAAAGGGAGAGUCUGGUUCAAUUGGUGUUGAGUUCCCAGCCAACUCCAGCUGUAUAUAUCCGCGAGCUGAAGGGGCAAACUGAAAAAUUGGCGGUGGAGAAUGCAAACUUGGAAGAAACGCUCCAGACUGUGAAUUUACAGCGGGAAGCCGCAGUUGAAAGAGCUGAAAAACUGACGAGGGAGUGCAAAAAAUCAGUGGGUGAAAUCACCACCGAAUUGGCUGCAGCUGUUGCACGGGAAGCUAAUGCAAAAAUAACAUUUGAUGAAACGACAACUGAAUUACGAAGCUCGCUGGAAGAAAAGAAGAAAGAGGCCGAAACUGCAAUUGCAAAAGUGGCGAAGCUAGAAAGCGAUCUGAAGCGUUCCAACACAGAGAAUGCUUUUUCAAUUUCAAUGAAGAUUCCCGAAUUGCAGGGGCAAAUUGCGGCACUUGAGCAAGACAAGAAGAAACUUGCUAAGUUACUGGAGAACAGUCCGCUGAAGGACGAAAUGAAGGAAUUGAAAUCCAAGCUUGAUGAUGCAACUUUGAGUGAAAAUAGUCUGAAAGAAGAUCUAGAAAUGUACAAGAGAAGACUUCACCGAGAACUAAUCGGGGCAACAGCAAAUGAGUCCAGCGUGAAAGCAGAACUCAAGUCAUUGAAGAGGUCAAUAAAUGAAGAACUUGAGACAGCAAAGCAAACAGAAUCCGCGCUCAGAAAUGAAAUCGUGUCGUACAAAGACAAACUUCAACAAGAAAGAUACAUGUUGUCGUGCUUGUCAACUGAGUUGUAUGACUGCCUGUACCGGGAGUCUGAGUUACGAGAGGAAGUCGAUCGUAUGGUUUCGGAUCCCAAUCACAAGUUUAUUCACACUGAUGAAACUGCAGUUUUGAUCAAGGCAGAGUACGCAGGUGUCGCACCUGAAGACUCAUUCGACAAGGACCUUGAUUCUGCUCGAAAUUUGAAUGAAGCUUUGUCGAAGCAAGUCUUGGAAUUGGAAUCGAAAAUGAAGAAACUUGAAAAUUCAAACUCCAGCAAGGAAAAGGAAUACCAGCAAAUCAUGGACCGGGACGAACAAUUGAAAGCAUCAGUCACUUCCUUGACUUCGAUUCUGCAACAAACAACAGACACCAACAAGGUGUUAACCUCUCGGGUGGAAGAACUCGAAGCCAUGGGUGCCACUCUUCAAAAGCAAAAGGAGGAAGCACUGAAUCGUGCUAUCUUGGCGGAAGAGAAGACCAAGGAGCAUUCUGAGGUACUUGCCGAAGUUGAAGAACUCAAGAAGAAGUUGAAAUAUGCAUCAUCCGACAAGGAACGGUUGUUAAGUCUCGUGGAGAGCAAAGAAAGUAUCAUCGACCAUCUGAAAGUCGACGGAGUGGACGUUGGCGAAGAAGGACGAAAUAAAGAUGUCCUCCAAAUGUUGGAAAGGUCUCACGAACGCGAGAAGAAACUUCAAAUGCAGUACCUGGUGUGUGUGUCAGAGCUCGAGAAGCUGACUGACUCGUCUAAGGAAUAUCAUGAUACUGUAGACUCCCAACUCUUGGAAGCCCAGAAGGAGGCGGACGAACACAAGUAUGCCAACAAGCUAUUCAAGGGCAUUAUAGCCAAGCUGAACCAAUUGAAUGAGAGUCUUGAAGUCAAGAACGAAGAACAGGUUAAGGAAUUGGAGGCAAUUCAAUCCAAGCACAAGGAACUUUCCGACUUGGGUCUGCUGGACUUGCAAAAUGUGAAUAGGCACCUAUCCGAAGAGGUCAACUUUUUGCGAGAACAAAAGUCCAAGUUCAACGGGACUAUCACCAAGUUGCAAAACCAACUGAACGAGCUGGCCAAGCUGCGAACGGACGGAGACAUGAAACGAACGAGACUGGAAGCGGUCAUUAGUGAAUUGGAAGAAGAGAAGGUUCAGAGCUUGGCAAGAGACAAGCAAUUCGAUGCGUCGGUUGCCAUGGUAUCCAGACUAACCAAACACCUCAACGAGGAACACGAGUUGCGCAAGAGCGAAGCGGAAGCCUCCGAUCAAAAGCAGGCCAAACUCUUAGACCAAGUCCAGUCGCUCACCAAGGAAUUGGACGAAGUGAACCGAAAGCUGGGUGAUCCUCUUCGAAGCGAAAACAUGGACGUACUUAUUACCAAGCUUCGGGAAGCCGAGAUGAAGAACAAGAAACUCCGCAAGGAUCGAAAUUCUUUGCAAAAAGAAUUGGACGAAGCGAACGAACGCAUGGCACUAAUCAAGAGAGAGUUUGGUGGCUUUGGCUUGUGA